Messenger RNA from Syngnathus acus (greater pipefish), 4931 nucleotides. RefSeq names its product nectin-2. Bases 316 to 1860 code for a protein of 514 amino acids. The transcript is spliced from 7 exons. Lineage: Eukaryota; Metazoa; Chordata; Actinopteri; Syngnathiformes; Syngnathidae. The record is from RefSeq and is a predicted model, not a curated record.
CUGUGACACCCCCUCCACCGGAUGACGUCACCCGAUUCUCUCGGACGAGGGAUUAUUUGUUGGAGCGCAAGCAGCACGGCAAUGCACGCUCACGGUCGGUAGUCGAAAGUGAGUCAGCCCGCCGGGAGUCAAAGAGGAGAAUCGUAUAUCUGUGUGCUAUCACGGAAUUCAACUGAACACGCUGCAGCCUGGAGGCGACUUUUUAAGGGCGAGAUUAUACCCACAUCGGACUUUUUUCCCCCCCCUUUUCCACCCCUCGUCUCCUUUCCCACUGACGAGAACCUGCUGUCGCCCCUGGAACAUUUCGGAGCGACCAUGGCCGGAGAAGACCCCCUUGCGAGUCGACAAGACUGCAUCAAAGCGCUGCUUUUGCUUCUCGCCUCGACACUUUUACUGCACGGGGCGUCCGGCCAGCGAGUGAAAGUGGAGCCGGAGGUGCUCUCCUACCCCGGCCAGACAGUCAACCUGCGCUGCGCCUUCACCGACACCACCGAUAUUCAGCUCACCUUGGUCACAUGGAUGUACAAGCCCAAGGAGGGAGGGCGGGAGAACAUCGCCGUGUUGCACCCCAAACAUGGGCCCACCUACCCCGAGUCUCCGCUGAAGGAGCGGAUCAGCUUCACGCAGGUCCCCCCCAACAUGGACAGCCCCUCCAUCCAAAUUAGUGACGUUCGCAUGACUGACGAGGGCGAGUACAUCUGCGUGGUUGCCUCCUACCCCGGCGGCAACAAGCAGGGAAUCACCCAACUGGUCAUGCUCACGAAGCCCCAGAACUCUGCUUCGGCGCUAACGGUGGAAGCAGGCCGCAACCCCACGGUGGUGGCACGCUGCCAAUCACACAAUGGGCGCCCGGAGGCGCAGAUCCGCUGGGUGACGACCGCCGACGGCAACGCCAGCACCUCGUCCCAGCCGGGUCAAGACAACACAGUGUCGGUGAGCAGCGAGUACCGCCUGGCCCCCACCGCCGCCGACAACGGCAAAGACAUCAGCUGCGUGGUUUCGCACCGCACGCAGACCUCGCCCGAGAGCUUCCAGAUGAAACUCAACGUUUUAUACGCCCCGCAGGUGAAAAUCGUGGGUUACGACAAUAAUUGGUACGUGGGCCGGACCAAUGUGCUGCUCACCUGUCAGGCCACCGGCAACCCGGUCCCGACGACGGUCCUGUGGAAGUCAAUGACGGGAGCCAUGCCCGACACGGUGCAAAUCAAAGACAACCAGCUGAAGGUGCUGAAGGUGGACGAGGCUGUCAACACCACUUUUGUCUGCGAGGUCAAGAACCGCAUCGGGACCGGCAGGGAGAAGGUCACCGCCUUGGUCAGAGAGCCUUCAGUCAACCCGUCCAACGCCGGCGUAGUGGCCGCGGUCGUGAUCGGCUCCCUGCUGGCUCUGCUCUUGGUGGCCGCCCUGGUGGCCGUACUGAUGACCCGCAACCGGCGCCGACAGCAGGGCUACCGGGCCGACGGCAGCGCCGACCUGAAGGCACGCAUAUUCGGCGGCGGCAAGAACGGCACCGGCGCCGCCGGCAACAACAACGCCCCCAUCUACGUGUAUGAUGACGGCUCGGCCCACCAGGGUGAGAAAAACAACCACAACGGCAACGGGCGGCUUGAGGUGGUCGCCGCCACGCCCACCGCCCAGGACAUCCUACUCAGCGGCGAGCUGGACGACGCAGAGAGGAGGAAGUUUGACGAGCUGGAGGAAGAGGAACGCUAUGACCGCUUCGCCGGCGGCGGCGCAGCCCCCAUCCUGCAGCUACGCCCGGCUGGCGAGCAGCACGAAAUGAUCGGAGACUACCUGGACGACGACAUGGAGUCCCAGCGUGACGGCUCCGUCAUCUCUCGGACUGCCGUUUACGUUUAAAGCAUGGAGGAAGCCAGGAGGAGGAGGAGGAGGAGUCCUGGGGAUUUUUGUGCCUCCGCCGGAUCGAGAGGAGACAACCAAACCACACAAAAUAGAAAUAAUCGUGUAUUUUCUAUAUAUGCUGUUAGUAAUCAUGGUGUCAUGACUCGAGGAGGACAUUGCGAGUGGCCAAUGACGCGGAUGGCAGAGAUGGAAUCAUGUCCUCGACGAAAGGCGUCAGAGCUGCAAACGAUUCUCUCUGGCGUACGCCGCAAUUGAGCGCUCUCGCCUGUCGUUCUCGUGUUUUUUCUCCCCUGUUUUUGGGAAUCCGUCACGCUGAAACGGGCGUGGUUUCGCUUCUCCUAAAGACGCUCAAGUGCUUGCGAGAGGGUUUGUUUGCUGUCAUCCGUCGUCUUUCCACCCCGUCAAACGUCCGGAUCAUGUCCGCGUCGUCCACGGCCAUCGGAUUGAUUGAUCUCAACUGAAAGAGGGUCUGAAGCCGAUGCAGAUUAUUUUCCUGAAGAGAAGCACUAGCGAGGCUUGUCACCUUUGAUUCUGUGGAGUUCGUUAUCCACCCGAAUAUUUCAAAAUAAGAAAUAUUGUUGAUCAUCCUGUCAGAAUCUGCCAGUGGGUGCCGACGGCAAGUAGCCGGUGGAGGGAUGGCGUAAGGCACGGCCGCAUUAGCAUGUGUAGAUUUUGCACUGAGAUCAUGGGAUAUUUUUCUCCAUUAGCGAAUGCCAUUAAGUGUGCAGAAUUGAUUGAGGGACGUAAAAGCUUUGCGGCCGGCCGACUUGUAUUGACUAACAGGCAUCGCGCAGCCAAAUGUCCCUUUAUGAUGCAGCUGCGGGCCCAAUUGUCUCUCGACUGUUAAUUCAUCUCGCUAAAGAGCCACUGUAGGCUCUACCGGCCGCACUUGCCAUUUAGCCACCGAAUUCUCCUGACCUGCCGAUCAGCUUUUAUUGUGGCGUGCCGAGGCCCGUCGCCAGGUCAAACGCAGACUAAAGCGGCGCCCGAGGCAUCGGUGACUGUACUUGGGCUUUUAACCUCAAAUAACGGGAAAGAGCUCAUGUUCACAAAUGUUGCUUUGCAUUUGCGACCGCUAACCUUCAUGAAGACGGUGAGAGGACGGGCAGGUGGUGAGAUGAAAAACCCUGCCCACCAUAGUGCAGUAGUUGAGUCAAUAAUAGUCGCCACAAAUCCGAUGAAAAGGAAGUGCGACCGGCGGUGCCUUUUUGUACUGCGCGAUCACGUAUUCUUACAAACUAGUUUGGAAGCUCCAAAAUGUUAUCCACAGGACCUUCGUAACCUGAGGACACGGGACGAAUGCUAAAAGCGUCUGCCAGUGAGACUUUUUGAGUGGCGAGCGACCGGUUGCUAGACGGCCGUGUGACCGUUCAACACAUUUCACCACAACGGCUUUCUCAACACACAGAUCGAGCGCCAAUGCAACUCAUUCCCAGCUAAAGCACCACACGUGAUUUCCCACAGCCAUCUAAAAGCCAAAAAACAAAAACAAAAAAAAUCCAGAUGUUAUUUUUACACUUGCGCACAUGUGUGUGUGUCACUGCUGUAAAAAAAAAAUGCGUGCAUAAAUGUGUGUGUAAUAUUAGAUAGAUGAAAAUGGCAACAAUUGGAGGGGGGAGGCAAACACUUGGUGUACAUUUCUGGUGUUGAGGUGUCUGUGUAUACGAUAAAUGUAUGCAUCUUUAUUUUUAUUGUGAAAAACAUUUGGAUAUUUAUGAAAAUGUAAAUAUCAAGCAAUGUGGCGUAAUGUAAAGGGAAAGUCCUUGUGAAUGUACAUUUUUUACAGCGCGACAGCUUUUGUUUGCUGAAUUUAUGCACCUCUACCCUUUUUAUUUUCUCUCCCGUUCCGGCAAUUCAACACAAUAAGCACAACGCCGUUUUGCACAAUUGGCUCUCCGGCGUAGACGUCGUGCACCACGUGAACAAAACGCACGCGCGCACACACACACACGGUCAAGUCUGGAAGGGUGAGGGAUUCCAUAGGCCAACCUUUAUCACUGUGCAAAAAAAGGAAAACAAAACAAUUGGCAAAGCAAAGAAAACGUUGUUUUUGCUGGAGAGAAACAUUCGCCCACUCGCAAAAGCCCACCAACCGCUCUCAUUAUUCUCCGCAGCCGAAGUGCGAUCCACACGCCUGGUACCGGCUACCGCCUGACACCAGACUGCCCACACACAUCCAAAGCAAGACUUCUAGUGUCUCCUUUGCUGGGUGCUUAUGUUAGGACUUUUAUUUGGCUGGUGGCUUGGAAAGAGUCCGAUUUGUGCCCUGCACUUUGCUUUCCAUCACCGAAGUAAUUCGACCAUUGGCCUUUUCACCCAGGCUCGUCUUUUGCUGUACUUUUGACGUGUGUUGCUCUUCAGCGGGCUAGACGAAGCAAUUUUUGUCAUCCUCACAUAGACACAAACCUAACUAAAUAUUGGACAUUGACGAUUGUUGGCCCCAACGUUUUGAAUAAAUCACGACGCAGCGCUUGCUAACUCAUCUGCCAUUCAUGAAAUGGAUAUGUGAUGUUGAGACCGGACUGACUGAUUACGAUCGACAAACUGACGUUAAUGUUUUGUCACAGCCAUUAGCUACUCGUAAGUCUCAUGCCAUUCAUAGAAUCAACAUUUGAUGGAGAUAAAAUCGUUUGAGCUCACUCUUCUUCUAUGCUAAGUUCGCCUUGAUAGCAAGUGGCACCACGAAGGACUCCUCUGACAUAUUUGAUGUUGGCGCAUUGUUACUGAAAUCUGAAAGGGAAUAUAUUGAUAUUAACAUUUUGUCACAUCACUUGCGGAUGCUAGCAACUUUACAUUUUGGCGAGCACCUUUGUCUUUUACUUGGCGUGCUUUCCUGCUCGUCUCUUUUAGGUUCUUUCAUUUCUGAUUGAAUUGCUUUUGUUGGAUGAUUUGGUUAAAAGUAAAUGCUUGAUUUUUUUUUUCUUUUUUUUGUUUUCUUCCUUCCAUGUCUUAUUACAUAUAAUAGAAGUGUGCGCACCAUCAUAUCAAACUUUUUGUCCGCAAACAUCUCAUGACUACAAAGCCUUAACAUCCUCCAUCUCAGCUGUGGAAAUAAAUUUAAAAAAAAU